GCGAACAUUUUGACAGGGUAUCGACAGACCCGGAAAUGUACUCGGUUCGGUUACCUACCUAAUCAUACAUGUGUUAGGUUUAGCUUAUGUCAACAAGGAAGGUACAGACCUGUUUUUUUUUUUUCCAUGUACUAAUCACACUAUUUGACUAUUCGUCUUGUCAAGCUGAUCAGCCCCAGCUCCAGAAGGAAUUAAUUUUUUUUUAAAGUCUCGAGGCGAUAACUCUGAAGUUAUGGAACCGAGCAGUCAAACGACAAGAUUAAAAGAAGGUUUCUUGGUGAAAAAGGGCCAUGUGCGAACAAACUGGCGGACGAGAUGGUUUGUGUUGUUUAACGAUGCCCUGGCUUAUUACAAGAAAAAGAAUGACGAAUAUGCCGCGGGUGCUGUGCUCUUAGCAGGCUGCUCUGUGCUGUCACCAUGCCCUCAGUACACAAAGAAAACAGGUGUAUUCCAGCUAUCGACGCUCGAUGGCUUGGAGUUGUUAAUGCAGGCAUCCAAUGAGGCAGAACGUGAUGAGUGGGCUAAGGCAAUUGGAGAUGCCAUCAGGACGUGCAGUAGCGCCGAAGGGCAGAACGGACGCAGGUCCGAACUCACUGAGGCGCAGGUUAAACGCAGCAAGGAAAUCAUCCAAGCCAUGCAGGAUCCAGGAGCAGGUAUCAAACUGAAAACCAAGACGUUGGAUGGGACGGAAUACAAAUUCUGUUUCUCAGGUCAAGAACUUGUUGAUUGGCUGCUGAAAUGGUCCUUUGCCGAAACUAGAAAAGAUGCUGUUGCCAUAGCAACGGAUCUGGUAAUUGCAGCUCAUCUGCAUCCCUUGGUCAGAUGUCGGACCCUCGCCAACUGUCGACAGGCUCUGCUGGAUGAACCCAGGGCAUUCUAUAAAUUCUCAGCUUUCCACAUGUCUGCCAUCAAGGCCCUCCUACCAUCCAGCAGUGAUUCUGAUUCCAGCAAUGACUCAGACACGGAAGCCAAGUCCAGACCAGUCUCUGUGUCUGCCAUCAAAUCUUUGAAGGGUCGCGGAGGCAAGCCGGUCAAGCAAGGAUUCAUGAUGAAAAGGGGCCAUGUAAGGCACACGUGGAAAGCGCGAUUGUUUGUCUUAUGGGACGAACCACCUUAUCUGAUGUAUUACAGAGGGUCAAAGGCUGGCGAUGAGAAACCUCUGGGUGAGAUUCCACUACGAUGGUGCAAGGUUGACAUCGUGGAUGCUAGUCGGGAUCAUUCCGACCUUUCCCUGAAGAACAAACAGCGGCAGAACCUAUUCAGUGUGACAACAGAGAAGGGUAAGAUGUACGUGAUGCAGGCAGGCAGCCCAGAGGAGAGGACGGAAUGGAUGCGAGCCAUCAUGAGCCCCAACGAUAUCACCCAUCACGGAUCAGAACGGGACGGGAGAAAGUAACUGCUUUAGACACCCAAUUGGGAGUUUCUUUCAGCUGCAACUACCAUAAAAUCCCUGGAUUUGAUUUGUUCUAAUAAGCGGCUCCCUGGGGAUUAUUAUCCUUUUCUAGAAGUGUUAUACUGAUCACAUUGUUGUGACAAAUUGCACUGAUUACCGCUGCAUGUUUGCCAUGGCCUGGCAACUCAAACUUCAAACGGUGUGCUGCAUAUUGUGAGUUGGAGUCCAUCCAGUAGUGUUGGGAUACACAGUGUGCCCCCUAGAAAAAGGGCCAUUAGUCUCCCCACCCAGGGGAUAACGUAUACCGACACACAAGGGAAUGGAAAUUUUUUGAGUUUUUUUUUUUUAGCCAGGUGUUUACGUCAACUAAGCACAAGCUACACUGUGCAUCUCCCAGCGGGCUGGGAUGGUCUUUAAAGUGCUGUUUAAAUUAUGCUACCAACAGAAAAAAAAUGGCUGCAUUUGAGUGUUGCCAACAGUACUCACAGAUGCAGGAAAAUGUUGCAGCGCAAUACUUUUAGGUCACAUUGAAUAAAUGAUCAAUGUUUACCUUUCUGCCAUCUUUGAGAUAUCUCCCUGUACAUGAUCCUAGACUGUUGGUUUUAUUGACAAUAUAGUCUUACUUUGGUUCGGGUCACGACAUCACCUGUAGCACUUUUAGCGUUACAUGCAUGAACAGAAGUUUCGUUACUAAACCAUUACUAAAAGAGCAGCCCUAUAUUUCGUUUAUUGAAACUGAUCGAGUCAUUGUUUCAGUUAAACUUGACUGUUUCAAACGUAUGUAGACGGCAUUUCCAAUAUCCCUGCCGAAGCAGGUAGAGUUAUGCGCAUACACACAGGCAACCAACUCUAUGCACUCAAGAAACCAUGAACAGAGUAUUAAUUAACAGGAUUGGUUUAAAGUUCAUCAAGUCUAAACGUAACAGUUUUACUGAAAGUACUCAACCACUGAUUACUCUGUUGGACAAUACAAGUUUCUCCAAACACUUCGGGCAACUUCAUUAUUCCUGCUGAAUACUGCAAUUUCGUUUUUGUACCUCAGCCAGGAAAUUUCUCAAAAUAUUUGGAAUGACACGAUUGGUUGAUUUACUUAUAGUACUUUAUAAGAUGCAGUUCAUAAUUAUUUUUGAUAUAUUUAUAAAUUUGCUAGAAGAUGCCAGUUGAUGUUAAGUACUUAGAUUUAAUGGUUUGUCUAUGAGGAAGUGUCAGGCCGUUCUCAAUUCUUUGUCUGGAUUCUUCCAUUGUAAGUUACAAAUUUUCACUGUGGGAACAUGAAUAUUUUUCAAGACCUACUGUCCUCACAUUUCACAUUUAGUCACUUCACACUUUUUAUACAAAAUUUGAAUGAAUCCCUGUCAUCUGAUUGCUGAAUUGUUGAUCACAUGACAUGAAUCUGUCCCACCAGACUGGGCACGCACCAUGAAACAAUUGCAUCAGGCAUUUAGGAUGCAAACCAAUUUUGGUUGGAUGAUUAAUGCAUGCUGUGUGCACAGUUCCAUGCAGAAACUGCUGCCGUACGGGAUGCUGACACUGCUAAAACAAAGACAAAUGAAAUGUUUCAUCAAACCAUCAAAUGUGUGAAGGGAAUUUCUGAAUAAAUAGGUAACUUCCAUUAAAGCAAUCGUUACUGAGUAAUUGGAAUCCUUCAUAGCAAUUUUACUGCCGAAUGAGAAGGGAAACUGGUUAGUACUGAAGUUGCCAAUCAGAUGAAGAUUCAUUCAAGCAUUGUCUGAAACCAUAUUUCAUAUUUGUGAAAUGGAAAGAAUAAUUGACAAUCGGUGACAGCUUCAUUCAGUGAAUGUCAUGAAUAACAAUGUUCCAUUCCAUUCUGCUUUUCCUUGUUAAAUCUGUCAACUUGUAAACUUAUUCUAUUUUACCACUGCACUUAUAAACAUUCUUUUUAUACCAUAAAAAAGGGGAUGUGAUGGUUGUAAAAGAUUCAGCACUGGGAAUUACAUUCGUGAAAUUUAAAGCCUGAGGACGGAGUUGAAAAUCCAUUGUUUCUAGGGCACAUGCAUGCUUACAAUGUUGAGUAACCACUUAUUCUUGUCAAAAUUGUCAUAUGAACAUUUUAAAUUGAUGUUUAUGACCGUUUGGAGGUUCAGAGAUUCUGAGAUACUUGCACAUGCACUAUAUAACUAUUUUUGAUACAAUUUAAAACUCUAGCACAAGAUUUAUCCAUAUAAGCAACUGUGUCAUUAAAAUUUAUCCCAAUGGAGGAUAAUCAA
Acanthaster planci (crown-of-thorns starfish) is the source of this 3621-nucleotide messenger RNA. RefSeq names its product pleckstrin-like. NCBI's taxonomy places the organism in Eukaryota, Metazoa, Echinodermata, Asteroidea, Valvatida, Acanthasteridae. Gene Ontology annotation, cellular component: plasma membrane. Gene Ontology annotation, biological process: intracellular signal transduction; actin cytoskeleton organization. The record is from RefSeq and is a predicted model, not a curated record.